Messenger RNA from Microthlaspi erraticum, 1446 nucleotides. NCBI's taxonomy places the organism in Eukaryota, Viridiplantae, Streptophyta, Magnoliopsida, Brassicales, Brassicaceae. The record is from the annotation of a GenBank genome assembly.
AUGGAUUCAUCACCGGUUCCAUCCAUGGAUUCAUCACCGAUUCCAUCCAUGGAUUCAUCACUACUGUCAGAUGCAAGAGGCAAACGGAGGCGCAACGAUCUGGUCCAAAACGUUGAUCGUAUCAGCAAACUCCCUGACCAUGUGUUGCUCGUGAUCUUAGGGAAAUUGUCGACUGAAGAGGCUAUCCAGACAAGUAAGUUGUCCACACGAUGGGAGGGUGUCUGGAAGCAGAUUCCUAAUCUCAACUUCGACAUGAAAAAGACAAAUAAACACUUCAACGGACAAUCUCUGGCACAUCGUUCCGGUUUUAUUGCUGAACUGAUAACCAAGGUUAUAAACAAUCACGAUGGUGAUCUAGAAUGCUGUGAAAUCAAGCAUUUCCCGUACCAAUGGCAAGACGGUACGCUCGAAACUUGGAUCCAAACACUGAUUCAUGUGAAAAGCACAAAAGAUCUCUCACUUAUAAACUGUACUGAUCUCCGUUGGAGACGUAGUGUGCUCCACUUGCCCCCAAACACAUUCUCCCAUCCAACCCUCACAUCACUCCUUCUACGUCGAUACGAUUUAGAAGCUGCACAUGCCUUCAACAAUUGUCGCAACCUCACGAUUCUCAACCUUGUUACAAUAUGCGCUGAGGUUGGUGUGUUCAACGCAGUCAUUGCAUCGUGCCCUUCCCUUAAGGUGCUGCUACUAGAUAUCGAAUGGAAUGACGGCACUGGUUGUUUGGAGAUUAAGAACAGCAAGUUGAAGAUCUUGCAUUUGGCUUGCAAUGAUAUUAAUUCUAUUGAAGUAACUGCACCGCUUCUGGAUUUCUUCUCCGUUGACUUUCAUAUUACGAGAUCUAACUUGACCCUAAUUGCCCCUAGACUACUCCAGCUGACGAAAAAUUGUUGGACUGCAUACACAGAUGUAUCUUACAUCAGCUACAACAUCUCAUGUGAUGAUCAGGUGAAGGGAAACAUUGAAUCUGAAUUCAUAGUGAGCAAAAUUGACGAUUAUUUGCCGUGGGUUAAAUGUUUGGCCGUGAGUGUGGAUUUAACAAAUCCCAAGGAAGUUAACAUGCUUCAUAGAGUCUUGACUAAAUGGGAUAAAUGGGGUCGAAAAAUCAAAAAUCUUAAGAUCUUCUUCAAGCAGAACAAUGGCCCUAAGCAAGAAGGUGAAUCUUCUAUUCUGGAAGCACAGCAGAAAAAGUGGAAUGGGAAAAGUUCGCUUUUCAGUAUUGAUAUCCGUGUGGAAGCUGUGUGGCUGUAUAACUUCAGUGGUUUAAACAAGGAAGAAUUCGAGUUAGUUUCAUCUCUAACACAAAGGAAAAGGAAAGCAACGAAGAAAGUGAUGAUUAAGACGUUGUCGAUACCCGAAAACAAGAAGUUGGAGAUAGAAGCAGCGAUGGCUAAACUAAUGAAACUUUCAAAAGGUAGGAAGAAAUUCAGUGUUAACUUUUUCUAA